Molecule: messenger RNA, 957 nt
Organism: Helobdella robusta
Lineage: Eukaryota; Metazoa; Annelida; Clitellata; Rhynchobdellida; Glossiphoniidae
Exons: 12
Coding region: 1-957 (318 amino acids)
Biological process (GO): monoatomic ion transport; serine import into mitochondrion
Cellular component (GO): mitochondrial inner membrane
Molecular function (GO): monoatomic ion transmembrane transporter activity
Source: RefSeq, a predicted model, not a curated record
AUGGCAACUCUGGACCCCAAGCAGAGGGUGAACAUAGAUGAACCGCGUUAUGACCAGAACACGUACUUCGGUCGGGCUAAACACUUUUUCAUCACCACAAAUCCUCUGAAUCUAUUUGUCAGUGACACCGAGCUAGAGAAAUCUAGGAAAUUGGUGCAGCUCUAUAGACAGGGCAAAGAACCAGAAGGUCUGACGUUGAACGAAUUAUGGAGGGCGAAAAAUAUUUACGAUUCGGCUUUCCAUCCUGAUACUGGUGAAAAGAUGAUUCUAAUUGGCCGAAUGUCAGCUCAAGUUCCCAUGAACAUGACCAUUGUUGGUUGCAUGAUGACGUUUUAUAAAUCGACGCCAGCUGUCAUUUUCUGGCAGUGGUUCAAUCAGUCGUUCAACGCUGUCGUCAACUACACGAAUAGAAGCGGCGAUUCGCCCAUCUCAAUUAAGACGCUAUUAGUUUCGUAUGUGGCGGCCACUGGCGGCGCUCUCUCGGCCGCACUUUUUUUCAAUAAAGCCGUGAAGACCAUGCAUCCGUUAGUAGGGAGGUACGUUCCAUUCAUUGCCGUGGCCUCUUCAAACGCCAUCAACAUCCCGUGCAUGAGGAAUAGGGAAUUGUUUGAGGGAAUUCCCGUUCUGACGGAAGAUGGCGAGAGAGUUGGCGAGUCGAAAGCUGCAGCUCGCAAGGCAAUCAUCCAGGUAACUCUAUCAAGGAUCCUGAUGGCAUCUCCUGGAAUGAUUUUCCCACCACUGCUAAUGGCUAGACUGGAUAAAACACUACUGAAAAAAUACCCCAUGCUCGCUGCCCCAAUACAGAUUGGUCUCUGUUUGGUCUUUGCGACACCAAUGUUUUGCGCGCUCUUUCCCCAGAAAAGCUCCAUAUCAGUGGAUAAAGUGGAGGAUGAGAUAAGAGAGAGACUGAGAGGUAGGGAGGGUGUCAAGUAUCUCUACUUCAACAAGGGUCUAUAA